Olea europaea var. sylvestris is the source of this 1080-nucleotide messenger RNA. RefSeq lists its product as uncharacterized. The record is from RefSeq and is a predicted model, not a curated record. Gene Ontology annotation, molecular function: nucleic acid binding. The transcript is spliced from 4 exons. Bases 1 to 1080 code for a protein of 359 amino acids. Lineage: Eukaryota; Viridiplantae; Streptophyta; Magnoliopsida; Lamiales; Oleaceae.
AUGUGCUUGAUGAUCAUGAAACGUUCCAUUCCGAAAGCAUUUCGGGGCUCUAUUACUGAAAGUGGGAGUGCCAAGAAGUUCUUUGAAGAAAUUGAGCAAUACUUUGCCAAGAAUGAAAAAUCGGAGGCGAGUAACCUUUUGGCUAAACUUGUUUCCAUAAAGUAUAAGGGCAAAGGGAACAUAAGGGAGUACAUCAUUGAGAUGUCUCAUCUUGCAUCAAAACUCAAGUCGCUUAUGUUGGAGCUAUCUGAUGACUUGCUCGUGCACUUGAUUUUGAUCUCUCUUCCUGCGCACUUUGGGCAAUUCAAAAACAAGAAAAAGAAGAGAGCUAAGGAUGCUAUGGAAGGAACUUCUCAGCAGAAGAAGCAAAAGAAGCAGGAUAAGGAGUUUACCUGCUACUUCUGCAAGAAGUCGGGACACGAUACUUGGUGGGUAGAUUCUGGUGCUACUACUCACAUAAGUAUGUCCACGCAAGAUUUCCUGUGGAGUCGACCACCAAGUGAUUCAGAAAUAUUUAUCUUUGUGGGCAAUGGCAAUAAAGUUGCAGUAGAGGCUAUAGGGACUUUCAGAUUACAAUUAAAAACUAGUUCCUAUAACGAAAUACUACAAACAAGUUCACGUGGUACAAAGCGAAAAUUAAGUAAGAAUUCUGUCACUUUAUGGCACAAGCGUUUAGGUCAUAUCUCUAAGCAGAGAAUUCAGAGGCUUGUGUCGGAUGGAAUUCUUGAACCCCUAGAUUUAACAAACUUCCAAGUUUGUGUUGAGUGCAUCAAGGGGAAAAGAACAAACAUGAGAAAAUUAGGUAUCGAGAGAGCUACAGACGUUUUAGAACUAAUACAUACUGAUUUCUGUGGCCCAUUCCCUAUGGCUUCUUGGAAUGGACAACAAUACUUCAUUAUGUUCAUAGACGAUUACUCUAGAUUCGGUUACCUAUGUUUAAUACACGAGAAGUCUCAAUCCCUGGAUGUUUUCAAGUCUUUCAGAGCUGAAGUUGAACUUCAACUUGGAAAGAAAAUAAAGGCUAUCAAAUCUGAUCGUGUUGGUGAAUACUACGGAAGGUAUGAUGGAUCAGGAGAAUAA